Molecule: messenger RNA, 2149 nt
Organism: Drosophila navojoa
Lineage: Eukaryota; Metazoa; Arthropoda; Insecta; Diptera; Drosophilidae
Source: RefSeq, a predicted model, not a curated record
UACAAAUCAGUUUUUGGCGGUACGCGCACCGAGACGGUUCAGGCACGCAGCGUAGGAGCUUAAUCCGUUGCACCAAGCAAAAAGCUGAUUGCUGCGAAACUCGUGUGCGUAAAAAUUUGGCGCGUACAGGCGAAAGUCGAGCUACGAAAAUAAGCUGAAGAAAAAUCUAUAACAAGUAUUUGUGUAAAACUAAAAAUGAUAUAAAUUCAGGGCGCAAUUAGGAACCCGAAAAGAAAAAAAAAUAUAUAAAAAUAAAUCUGUAGUGCUUAAGAGCUAAACGAGCUAAGUGAAUUUGUGCUAAUUAAGUGAUGGCUGCCACGCCCACAAUUGUGUUUGAAAACGGCACCAUGCUGGGCGCCAUGAGCGAGCAAAGGAAACAACAGCCGCCCCCGCUGCCAAAUUCGACAUUUGUCAUACCGGAAAUUGUGAUUAGCGCCAGUCAGAGCAGCAACAGCCUCCAUCGCAGUCGCCAUGACAUUGAGGCAGCGCAUCCGAAUGGAAAUGAGGAAAUGUCUGCCGAAUGUACAGCGCUGUUAGAGCAGCAGCAACAACAACAACAACAGCAGCAGCAUCGGCAGCAAUGUGGCCUCUCGGCGGAGGAGGAUAACGAAUUCGAGCAAUUCAUCUUGAAUCGCACCACAUCCGAGAGCAACAUGCUCGAGUCGAGCAUCUACAGUGAGCUGCAAUUCACGUCGACUGCAGCUGGCGCCGCUGCACCGCCCUCAGCAGCAGCGCUCAAUACGAGCGCCUGCUCGCGUUCCGACUCGCGCCAGAGCAAGCGCACGCGCCGCAAGACCCACACCAAGGGCAGUAGCAAAGGCAAAUGCAACAACAACAACAACAACAACAAUCCCGUUGCAGUUGCUGGCGCUGGCGCCACAGUUGCUGCCAAUGGAGCGCCACCUGUUGGCAGCUAUCCGCCACAGUACACGGCCAUCUUCCUCGACCAUCAUCAUCAUCAUCAUAACGCCGCGGCGGCAGCGGCAGCGGCUGCGGCAGCCAAUGCCAUGGCCAAUGCUGCAGCCACUUCACCCUUCCUCAAUGCGAAUCCCGAGCUGCAAUACCAUCAAUACUAUCAGCAGCGACCCAUGGGUCUGACCCAUCCGCAUGGUCAUCAUCAUCUGCGCAGGACGCUCCUGGACGUGGCUGUACCGCUGGCCGGUGGCAGCGGCGAUGUGGGCAGCAGCUUGGCCGGCACCAAUCUGAACAUGUCCGCCAUGGCGGGUGGCGGUGCCGCGGACGGCGUGGAGCUGGGCGGUGCGCCGUUGGGGUACAGUUUUCGCAAAUGGUUUGCGCGACCCUCGCUGCCCUUCGUCAUUGGCAUCUUUGCGCUGGGCGGCGUUGCCUGCACCCUGGGCGGCAUUGUGCUCGGGUCCACUGGGCUGAUUGAGCACUCGACGCAGUAUCUGAGCGCGGCGCUGCUGAUGAUUGGCAUUGGCGUCUCGCUGCUGGUCAUUUCGGGCGCCAUCUGGCGGCUCAGUUUGCCGGACGAUGUCGACGACUGCCCCUGCUUCCGGCGCAUGGAGACGUGCCGGAACUGCAAUAGUCCGCACUGCACGAAUCGCCUGCUGCCGGGCAGCUAUCUCUAUCCAGAGUUUCAGCACCGACCCCCGCCGCCCUCCUACUUGACGUCGCUGAAUGAAUACGCCUUCGUCUAUCAUCCCAGCGCUCAUCCGCAGGCCGCGUAUGCAGCGGUGCGCAUGAAUACGCCGCCGCCGCUCUAUCGCUCCACCUACUCCUUGAACACUUCAGCUUCGCACAUGCUCUCAGCUGGCAUGUCCUUGCCGCCCACCAGCGAACAGGUGCUGGAGGAGCCGGUGACACGCGAGGCCAUCAGCCAAACGUCCUUCAAGGAGCUGGAGAUUGUCGAGCUGCACGAGGAUCAGGCUGCCCUGCCGCUCACACGCGAAGCCGAGAGCCAAACGCUCUUCAAGGAGGUGGAACUCGAUUAGAACUCGAACGAAUCUCUCUCCCACUCCUGAAUCUCGACUGAUUUUCAUCAUAUACAAACUAUAUAUAUUCAUAUAUGCAUAUUUAUGUACGAUCUACACAUACAUAUUCAGAUCUGCGUAUCUUCAACAUAUUGAGAACUGUACAAAUUUAGUUUUAGUUUUUAUUUUUGCUCUCUUAGUGGAAUUUAAGUGUAUAU